Mucor mucedo is the source of this 918-nucleotide messenger RNA. RefSeq lists its product as uncharacterized. Lineage: Eukaryota; Fungi; Mucoromycota; Mucoromycetes; Mucorales; Mucoraceae. The coding region runs from base 168 to 608 and encodes 146 amino acids. The transcript is spliced from 3 exons. The record is from RefSeq and is a predicted model, not a curated record.
AAAAAAAAAAAAAAAAAAAAAAAAAUCUCAAUAUGAAAUGCGCAGCAGCAGAAGUCAUGUUACACACGCAAGAAAAAAAAAUAUAAAUUUUGCAUGAAUAAGCUUAAAGUAAUUUUAAUUGGUCAAAAAAGUUUAUAGUUUUCAUCUUAUAUUUUUCAUUUUCAUUAAUGUUUAAAAAACCAAGCCCGCUUGCGCCCCUACGUUCUUGGAAAAAUGUUGACCACCCUUCCCACAAGAUGGAAACCCGUCGAAUAGAACGACCAACACUUGAUAUCGAUGUGACUGCAACUUUUUCUGGUAUCAUCCUGACAUCAUUGUUUACAGCACUUAAACAGUAUUACUACAAUACUCUGAUAAUACGUGUGAACAAAGAAAAAAAAAACAGGGGAUUUGUAGAAUCAAGUAAUUACAAAAUCUUCGAAAAAACUGAAUGUUCUAACAUGUGCUAUGCCUCCAACAAUAUUGACAUUAGCAUUCCUUUAUUUAUGAAGGUCAACACUUGGUGGUUCUCCUACUUGAGACGGAGCUCGACCUAUUAUACAUGCACUUUAUUUGUUUUCGUAACUGAAUCGAAGCCAAUUAUUUUGCCAAUCUUGCUGUCCGAAUAGACUACAUCGUCCAUUAUUUUUAUCCGCAUUCAUCUCCAUUAACUUAGUACUUGCUUGGAGGUAUCAAAUCUGAUCUGAAAGAUUUAGUUUCAAAAAAAAAGAGUAAAUCAUCUAAAAACCAAUGUUAAUAAUUUUGGGUACAAAAGCCUUAAAAGUCUUAACAACCAAAGGGGGGGGGGUAAGACCAAUCUCGCUUUGUUAGCUUUGUAGUUUAUAUCAAAUAAAGUAUUGGCAACUGCUUUAUGUGAAAUGAGCAUUGUUAGGUUUCGUUACUACUUAACUGGCUUUCUACAAAAAUAAAAAAAACUCU